AGUGUAGCCCCAUCAGUGUCACCUGUCAGUGUCCAUCAAUGCCACCUGCCAGUGCCCAUCAGUGCCACCUAUCAGUGCUGCCAAUCAGUGCUGCCUAUCAGUGCCAGGCAGUGCCGCCUAUCAGUGCGCAUCAGUGCUGCCUAUCAGCACCUGUUAGUGCUGCCUAUCAGUGCCGCCUAACAGUGCCAGUCAGUUCCGCCUAACAGUGCCAGUCAGUGCCGCCUAUCAGUGCCAUAUAUGAGUGCUGCCUUUCAGUGCCCAUCGGUGAUG
Messenger RNA from Staurois parvus, 270 nucleotides. The record is from the annotation of a GenBank genome assembly. Lineage: Eukaryota; Metazoa; Chordata; Amphibia; Anura; Ranidae.